Cladocopium goreaui is the source of this 5652-nucleotide messenger RNA. NCBI's taxonomy places the organism in Eukaryota, Dinophyceae, Suessiales, Symbiodiniaceae. The record is from the annotation of a GenBank genome assembly.
AUGGAUGCGGACGACGAAUCUUCCUGCCCUGGAGGUGGGAAUGCAACCAAGCCAUCCACCGAUGUGCUCAAGGCUCAAACUGGAAGCAAGCCAUUGCUUUGCUUGGAAGACCGGAAGGGAAGGCGGAGCCUUGCUUCAGACAAUAGCUGCAAGCGAGAUGCAGCGAUGUUUGUGCCGGACCGGAUCAGCUUCAACUCUGCCAUCAAUGCCUGCAGCAAGGCAGCGCAAUGGCAACGGGCCCUUGGUCUCUUGUCGCAGCUCAAGGGAAGGAGCAUCCGAACGGACCAUAUCAGCUACAACACUUGCAUGGAUGCGUGUGCCCGCAGCAGUCAUUGGGCAGAGGCUCUGUGCUUCCUAAGGCGGACCCUGGAUGCUGCGAUCCUGUCGCAGCGUCAGUAUCUCUUUGGGCUGAACACUGGGCUGAGUGCUGGCGCCAGGGCGGCCAAGUGGAGAGUGGCUCUCCCCUUGCUGGAGCAGAUCAAGUCCCAGUUCCUUGAAGCAAAUGAAGUGACGCUGAAGUGGUGGCAAAGUGCUUGUAACAAGCACUGGAAGGUGGCCAUGGCCGGCAUGAACAUGCUCACUGCCUUGGGCCUCACAUCACCUUGGCUGCCACCCUUCAGUAUGGCCGAAGCGAAGUGGCCCUCCGUCUUGCGGCUGCUCUACCAGAUGUCCAGCCAGGUGGAUGCUGUGUCUCUCAGUUCCAUCGCUUCGACCUUGACAUGUUCCUGGCGCCGCUCCCUCAGCAUGCUGAGGGCCUUCCUUCGGGAGGAGGCCUUGGUGACCACCGCGGUGGUGCACGCCUUCAGCCAGGGCCUCCAAUGGCACCGCGCCGUGACGUCUCUGAGCGCAGCGGAGGUGGAUGGCUACACGCUGUCGGCGGCCAUCCUGGGCUGCGGAAGAACAUCUCAGGCCUACAAGGUGCAACUGAAUGUGAUCAUUUAUGGCGCUGCCUUGUCAGUCUGCGAGCAAUCGGGGCAAUGGGCCAUGGCUCUGCACCUCUUCAGCGACAUGUGUCGAAAGGCCUUCCCUAGCCAGAACUCAGAGCUGGAAGCGAAUUUGGUGAUCUACAACACCAUCAUCAGCUCCUACGCCGUGGCUGGCGCCUGGCUGAAGGCCGCAGAAGUUCUGGAGGAGCUGCAACGCUCGCGGCAGGCGGAUGUCGUGAGCUGCAGCAGCCUGAUGCACGGCUGUGUGCUGGGCAGCGUGUGGCAGUCCGCCUUGCAGCUGAUGGACCAAUUCUCAGGGCGUUCCUUACAGCCCUCCACCGUGAGCUUCGGCACCGCCAUCAACGCCUGCGAAGCGGGCGGCUGCUGGCAAUUGGCCGUGCAUCUGCUGGAGGAACAGGGCCACCGACUCCCUGUCUCCAACAUCGAGCUGAACUCAGCCAUCAGUGCAUGCGAGAAAGGACUUGCGUGGCAAGAGGGCCUUGAUCUUCUCAGACAGUUUCCUGCACACUCCUUGAAAGCAGACUUUGUGACUUACAGCGCUUCCAUUCGUCUUUGUGAGCGGAUAGGGCAUUGGACAAGAGCUUUGGCCUUCCUGGAGCUGAUGCGCGCGGCUCAGAUGGUCCCAGCCGUUGUCGCCACCAUGGACACCGCAUGUGCGGCAGCCGCGGCAGCGAAGCCGGACAUCGCCAAAGCUUUGGCUCAGGAGAUGUCUGAUCCCGUUGACAAGCUCUGGUGCUUAGCCCAGAUCUUUUGCUGUGACCCUCAGCUCAUCCGUGAAGCCCUUCGUGCCAUGCCUUCCGCGGAGCGAGAAACGGAGGUUCUUCUCCGUGCGUGCAGUUCCCUAUCUUUGCUGGGCAUCGAGUGCAAGGAAGUGUCGGUGAGAGUGGACCAGCACCUGAUGAGUUUGAUGCCUCUUAUGUCACUUCAACAACUCAAUGUUGCGGCUACAGCAGCAGCCAAAGGCCGAUCACUGGAGAUCCUGCAGAGGAUUCAAGAGUGGUGCUGUGAGCGAUUGAAGACAGCUGAAGGCACUUUUGAGGAGGAUGCUGAUAGCCUGCUGGGUGUCUUAUGGGUGACCCGGCAACUCCAGUGCACCUCAAGGCCGGUUCUGGGGAGGCAUGCUGAGGCCUGGGACAGUGCUAUGCCGGGGAUCAUCCCAGGGAUCGCCCUGGGAGCCUGGCCCAUUUUCCUGGACAAACGACACCGGCGUGGUUUCCUCCAUCGCUUGGAUGUGCCGAGUUCGGGGCUGGUGGUGGUGGCCAAGACAUAUAAGUCAUACUAUGACCUACAGGUUCAACUCAGCACCGAAAUGGCCAGGAAAUAUGUGGUGAUGGCCCAUGGCUGGCUCAGCCCACGAGCCAUCGAGGCAAGCGUCUUCUGGUGGGAUGAUGGCCCAACGGUGGCAGGUGGCCGCGGGAAAUCCAGCCGCAGCAACGUCCUGGCCUCCCGGCGACUCCUUGGCGGUUCCAGCAGCUUCUCCCUGCUGCGGAUGGAGAUUCUGACGGGCCGAAAGCAUCAGAUCCGGAGCCAUCUGAGUCACUGUGGACAUCCCACGGUCUCUGAUGGCCUCUAUGCCGCGACGGACGUGUACAUCAGCGAUUGCAGUUUCUGCCCGCGAAAUUGGUUGCACCGCUAUGGCUUAGCCUUCAAAGACUGCCAUGGCCAAGUGAUCCGUUUGCAGAGUCCCGUUCCAGCAGAUUUGAAGGAGGCAAUGAGGCAGACACUUGGACUGCGUGACAUCGAGGGGCCAUAUGGCAGAUGGACGGUGGCUGAGGUCUUCAACAUGGCAUUGAUGAUGACGAUUGUGAAAACCUGUCAGCUCGAUGUGGAUGGUUGGCUGAAGGCCCGAAACCCAGGUGCCUCCUGGGGUGGACCCGAUGGAAACUGGUCAACAGAGGAACGGAAGACGCUUGAGAAGAACCUUGCGAUCUUUGCUGUUCUUGUAGCGACUGAAGGGGAGAGCUUGCAUUCAGUUUAUCGCAAUGAAGAAGGCUGGGCAUACGGAAGCUUACUGCAUACCAAUCCCCAACUGGUGGCCCUGGGAACCGAUGAAUCAAUCAUCUUUUGGGCAGAGGGUCCUUAUGUCCUCAUCCUUUUGGCCCUGCCCAGCGUGGCGCUGAAGCAAAGCCUGGGCAUCAGCCUCGAAGUGCAAGAAGACUUGUCUGCCAAAACCGUCGCCGACGCGCAGCGCUUGGUGCAGGAACAACUGCGGGGGUCAGUCGCUUCCUGCAAGGAUUUCACUUGUAGCGAUGGUUGGACACCAAAGCCAGACCAUGGUGAACUCAAAGGAAGCAGCGACGCGGUGUGCUGCCAGCAAACCUGCCAGCUGUUCACUUGCGGCAUGGGUUAUGUUGCCAACAAGGGCUAUGCCAAGAACGUUGGCUCGACUGCUGGACAAUGCUGCGACAAGACCUGCCAUGGUUUCUCCUGCCCUAAGCAUUUGCAGGUGGCCCCGCAGAUGCUGAACAAAGCUGGAAACACCGUGGAGGAGUGCUGUGCCGAGACUUGCUCAGAGGUGACCUGUGAGGCCAACUAUGCCAAGAAGAGCGAGCUGAAGGACAAGGUCCACCCCCCUGGUGAAGCACAGAGCUUUUGCUGUGCAGAGACCUGUGCUUUGCACACCUGCGGCAAGAACAUGGCACCAGAUGAAGAUCGAUACUUGACACUGCAAAUGGUUUGGGAAGUGCAUCCUUCACCUUACGGCGUGCCGUACUACUACAAUCCCAAGACCAAAGAGUCACGGUGGACGGUCCCCACGGGACCCUUGGAUCGUGUGGUGCCCAAGGAAGUUUCGCAGGAGGCUUCUGUGGCCACUCAAGUGGCCGAAGAAACCAAGAAAGAACCAGAGGUGGAAUGCAUCUCCAGUUCUUGUUCCAGCACCUCAGAGUCAGAUGAUGUGCCAAAUCCCCUGUCUGCAGCUGAACGUGCCAAACUGAAGGUGGAGAAUUUCAAGGCCAUGCUUCAGGAGCAGGGUGUCCGAGCCUUCGACACCUUCAACGCCUGGCUUCCUCGGCUCCUGGGUGACGCGCGCUUCACGUCGGUGCCGAAGAGCCAGCGGCGGAAAUUGUUUCAGCGCCUGGCGCAGAGCUUGGGAGAAGGGCAAAGGAAGCUGGAGGCUGACAGCCGGCGACAAGGACGUGAGGGAUUCUUGCAGCUGCUGGAGCUUGCUCAUUCCCAAGGUCAGUUGGAGUCAGUCUCCCUUGCCGCGACCAUGGCGGAGCUGGAGCGUCACUUCGCCCAGGACGGCCGCUGGACGCAGGUCGCGGCGCCGGAACGGCAGCGCUUGGUGGAGCUGAGGUGGGCGGAUGUGCGGAAGCUGAAGGAGGAAGAGGAACAGAAGGCUGCCAGAGCUUGGAGAUCUUGGCUGCUGGAGAAGGUCUCCCACCACCCGGCCAUGCGGCCGCCAGCCUUCGACGCCCUGCCGAUGACCGACGCGGCGAGUUUUGAAGCGCUGCCUGUGGCCCGGCGCCGGGCGAUCUACGAGGAGCUGGCGGCGGAGCUGGCGAGGAAGGCGGCGAGCGAAAAGAAAGCGGAGGCGGAUGAGGAAGACGACCUCCUGGAGAAACGCAAACGCAGCCGCCUGGAGGUGGCCGAAGAGGACUUCCGGGGUCUCUUGGCGAAGAAGAUCCGAUCGCCCUUGGAAUUCAACUGGAAGGAGAUUACUAUGGUUUUGGAUGGCGAGAAGCUUCCAGAAUUAGAUGAGGUGGACCUGGAAACCAUCUUCAAUGAGGUCAAAUCGGAAGAUCUGGCGCGUCGCCUGGACGCCUUCUCUGCUGCUUUGCUGCGUUCGGAGCUUGCAGCGGAGACCUCAUUGCAGGAAGCCAUCCAAUCUGUGGAAAUGGAGGAGUAUCUGCAAGCUGUACCUCAAAAUGAGCUGAAGAAACGGUGGGAGGACUGGCGUCGCUUCCGCGUCACCGAAGCCCUGGACGUUUUCGCCGCCUGGCUACGCCAGGAACCGGCGCUCUACACGGCCGAAGCCCAAAGGGCGGCUUCACGUGGCGCCGCGGUGGAGGAGCUGUGCAAGAAAUUGGAGUCCGACCUUCGCUACCGCCGCUUGGACUGGGUGCCCAGUCAGCGCAUGAAGGUCAUCACGGCUCGCCUCGACGAGAUUGCGGCGGAGAGGAAAACGGACAAAGUGCUGGUGACCGAAGACAAGUGCUGCGACACCGUCUGUGGUGGCUACACCUGCGGCAAGGGAUGGCAAGCGGAUCCCUUGAAGGCCACCAAGUUUGGAAACACCGACCAGGCUUGCUGUACAAGAACGUGUGCCAAGUACGAGUGCAGCGCUGGUUGGGCCCCCAACCCUGACGUGGCAUCCUUUGUCGGUGUCAGUGAUGAGCUUUGCUGCAAGAAGAAGUGCUCGCAGUACCAGGACAAGUGUACGGGUGACUACGCCCCCAACCUCGCGGCCAAUGAGACGGUGGGUGACACCGCAGAUCUGUGCUGCCUGCGCACUUGCGCCUUACACAGCUGCAGUGGCAAGAUGGUGGUGAAACCAGAGCCCAAGGAGUUGGUUGGUGCUACGGAUGCCGAUUGCUGUGAAGAUGAUCAGACGGGUUGCAACGGAUUGAGCAAGGAGGAGUGCACCGGCAGCAAGGUGGAAUUGACCAACACUCAGACCAACAAGACAGAUGUCCUUGCCUGCAAAUGGAGCAAGUGGAGCAUUUGCGCAUUGGGCGAUCCUCAACCCGCCAACUGCGCAUAG